AUGAGCUAUGACACCGAGAGAGAGAGAGAGAGCAAAGAGCCCACGGGCCGAUAUCCCAUCAUCACUCUUGGCCCUCGACGCCCGGUUCUUAUGCUGGCUGCUACCGUGCCAUUUUAUUGUCUGGCAUCCUCUUGGCAAAAUCCCAAGCAAGAACUAUUACAGCACAUCCUUAGCGGAGUGGCUGAUGAUCACCCGCGCGGGCGCUCUGCUGAUGGGCCUGGAAAUUUCCUUUCCCUCUUCCAUGUCGUUCCUCCGACGGCCAUUGUUAUCAUUGGAGUAAUCCGAACCGCUGUCUUGGCUUUCAAGCGGAGACAGUAAGAAUUUAAAAAAAGACAAAGGAAAAUAUGAUAUACCGUUUGGAGGAUUUGAAACUCAGAGACUCGGCCCACUCAGCCUUGUGUUCGCAGAGUACGUCUUAAUCAGGCUUAGUGAGACACCUGCGAUGCUCUCUCUCUCUCCGCAGUCUUCAGUUGAGGCUGAUUUUUAGAAGACGUGGCAUCUCAAAAACUCAGAACAACCACUACUAACUAUUGACUAUUUCCUUUCUUCGCCGAACUCCGUUGCCAGCGAAUCCCCGGAUGAUUUAUUCCAUUGGAUUUCCCAAGUACGUGUUGUGCUCAUGCCCAAGUAGUUAGUUAGUCCGUGUCUCAGAACAAAAAAAAAAAAAAAAAAA
This is a messenger RNA of Trichoderma asperellum CBS 433.97, 673 nucleotides long. RefSeq lists its product as uncharacterized. Lineage: Eukaryota; Fungi; Ascomycota; Sordariomycetes; Hypocreales; Hypocreaceae. The record is from RefSeq and is a predicted model, not a curated record.